AUGCCACCAGCAAGGCACAAGUCGGGGGGUGGUUGCCGCAAGUGGGGCGGCAACCGCCUCGGGCAGUUGCGGCGCAAGUACCACCCGAGAAGUAGAAGCGUGCCAGGAGCGUGCCUCUCAGAGGAGGACACCCGCGCCCGCCCAUUGCCUUGGCCGCCGCAGCCGCGCCCUCCAAAAGGCGAGGCCGUGCACUGCCGGCGGCGCACCCGCGCCGCCCAAGAGGCGGCGCCGUCGGCGUGGCGCGGCGUGGCGCUGCUGCCCGCCCGCCGCUCGGCUGGGCGCGCGGUCUCUGCUCUCGCGUCGCGGCCGCGGGAGUCGCUUCUUGCAUCUGCCAUGAGGCGCGUCCCGCCACCGCUUCUGGGUCGUGGGCCAGAGGCUUCUUGGCCGCCUUUUGGGGCCAAGCUUCUUGGGAGUCUCUUGGGAGGCCUCUCGGGGGCCUCCUAG
This is a messenger RNA of Prorocentrum cordatum, 444 nucleotides long. The record is from the annotation of a GenBank genome assembly. Lineage: Eukaryota; Dinophyceae; Prorocentrales; Prorocentraceae.